Molecule: messenger RNA, 739 nt
Organism: Dimorphilus gyrociliatus
Lineage: Eukaryota; Metazoa; Annelida; Polychaeta; Dinophilidae
Source: the annotation of a GenBank genome assembly
UUAUAAACGAAACAAUUUUUUGGUUUCUAUCUAAUGUUUUCAAACAGAACUUACAAUUGGUCAACCAAAUGAAGAAGGUAAUCUAAUCAGAGGCCUUCCAACCUAUCAAAGUACAACUAACUAUUAUGGAUAUCUUGCAAAUGACGCAGAAAUUAUAAACGGACAUGUUAAUGGUCAUUACAAGUGUAGUUAUACAUAUAGCAAUACAAAUGAAAGGAAUUGGUGGAUGGUUGAUUUAAAAAAUAUUUACAAAAUAAUUUCUGUAUGCCUAUUAAAUAGAGGAGAUCAUCAGUUUUAUACAUUAUUGAAAAAUUUUGAUAUUUUAUUGAAACAAUAUCCAUUCGAUGAUGAUGAAAACGAUAAACUCUGUGGUAGUUGGGGAAGUACACCUGUUAAGAAAAGUGUAAAUUUUCUAAGUGAUUAUGAAUGUUUAAAUUGUUCAUCUAAUGCUAUUGGAUCUUUCCUACAAAUACGAGCUCAAUUUUUGAACACAUUUGUUGGAAUGUGCGAUGUUAAAGUUUAUGGCGAACUCGUUGAAAAGAGAGAUUUUCAAAUCAUCAGUUUGUCCCAUUCAGAAAAUUUUGACAAAACAUUUUCACUAACAAAACUCAGAGAUGAAAAAUAUGAAACAAUAUUUUCAAUGGAGAGAGAAAAUGAUGUUUUCUUCAGGCUGGAUUUUAUGGAAAACAUUCGUGUAUAUGGGGUUAUUAUAACCUGUAGAAGAGGUAUGACCCAAUGA